CCACGUUCUCCAUCAAGCGAUCGUCAACUAUUACAGCUGGUAAUCAUGGUUUCCAAAGUGGCUCUUCUCCUCGCCGUCCUGGUCUGCAACCAGUACCUGGUCCAGGGCGUCUACGUCGUCUCCAAGGCGGAGUGGGGUGGUCGCGGCGCCAAGUGGACCGUGGGCCUGGGCAACUACCUGAGCUACGCCAUCAUCCACCACACCGCCGGCUCCUACUGCGAGACCCGUGCCCAGUGCAACGCCGUGCUGCAGGGCGUCCAGAACUACCACAUGGACUCCCUGGGCUGGCCCGACAUCGGCUACAACUUCCUGAUCGGCGGAGACGGCAACGUCUACGAGGGCCGUGGCUGGAACAACAUGGGCGCCCACGCCGCCGAGUGGAACCCCUACAGCAUUGGCAUCAGCUUCCUGGGCAACUACAACUGGGACACCCUGGAGCCGAACAUGAUCUCCGCCGCCCAGCAGCUGCUCAACGACGCGGUCAACCGUGGCCAGCUCAGCUCCGGCUACAUCCUGUACGGCCAUCGACAGGUCAGCGCCACCGAGUGCCCCGGCACCCACAUCUGGAACGAGAUCCGGGGCUGGUCCCACUGGUCUGGUUAGUUUGCAUCCUCAUAAGAUAAUUCAAAUUGUUAGUAAAAAUCAUUCCAAAUUCGAUUCUUUGGGUGAUCCGCGGAGAUUGAUUCGAGUACAGCCUUCUAAGUGACAGGGGAAAUACAUUUGGAAACUCCUGCUCCCAUUAUCCCUCUUCGUUUUGCAGUCGAGUCUCACGUUCAAGCUGUCAAAGAAUUUAUUCCCCCCAUUUCACGAAAAGUUUUGAAAUUUAUAGAAGCUGGAGGAUGUGUGACUGGCAAACUUGCAGAAUAUCAUUAGGUCGGGUCGUUCAGACUGUUGUGCUGCACU
Drosophila suzukii is the source of this 903-nucleotide messenger RNA. Lineage: Eukaryota; Metazoa; Arthropoda; Insecta; Diptera; Drosophilidae. The record is from RefSeq and is a predicted model, not a curated record.